CACUACUGCAGUGUGUGGCCCCGCCCCUCUCCACUGACGGCAAAAUGGCGACGGAGAACUGUGAUGCUGUGAAUAUGGACCCUGACAUGGAACUGCUAAGUGACGAAGAAUUAGAGAGGGAAGCGGAGGGCUUCAAAGAGCAAGGCAAUGCCUUUUAUAUCAAGAAGGAUUAUGCAGAAGCAUUCAAUUAUUACACCAAGGCCAUAGACAUGUGUCCGAAGAAUGCAAGUUACUAUGGAAACCGGGCAGCCACGCUAAUGAUGUUGUGUCGAUACAGAGAGGCUUUAGAGGAUUCCCAGCAAGCAGUGCGACUAGAUAACUCCUUCAUGAAGGGCCAUCUGCGAGAGGGCAAGUGCCACCUGUCUCUUGGCAAUGCUAUGGCUGCCAGCCGCUGUUUCCAAAGGGUUCUGGAGCUAGAGUCUGACAACAGUCAAGCCCAGCAGGAGCUGAAGAAUGCAGAAUCCAUCCUUGAAUAUGAGAGAAUGGCAGAGAUUGGAUUUGAGAAGAGAGACUUCAGGAUGGUUGUUUUUUGCAUGGACCGUGCCUUGGAAGCUGCCCCAGCCUGUCACAGAUUCAAGAUACUGAAGGCAGAGUGCUUAGCCCUGCUGGGGCGCUACCCUGAGGCUCAGUCUGUUGCCAGUGAUAUUCUGCGAAUGGACUCCACUAAUGCAGAUGCACUGUACGUGCGUGGUCUUUGUCUGUAUUAUGAGGACUGCAUUGACAAGGCUGUCCAGUUCUUUGUACAGGCCCUGCGUAUGGCUCCUGACCAUGACAAGGCUCGGCUGGCUUGCAGAAAUGCCAAAGCACUAAAAGCCAAGAAGGAGGAGGGGAACAAGGCGUUCAAGGAGGGAAACUUUGAGGCAGCCUAUGAGCUCUACUCUGAGGCACUAACAAUAGACCCCAACAACAUCAAGACUAAUGCCAAGCUGUUCUGUAAUAGGGCCACUGUUGGAUCUAAGCUGAAGAAACUAGAACAGGCCAUUGAAGACUGCACGAAGGCCAUUAAACUGGAUGAGACCUACAUCAAGGCCUAUUUACGGAGAGCACAGUGCUACAUGGACACAGAGCAGUAUGAAGAGGCAGUGCGAGACUAUGAGAAGGUUUACCAGACAGAAAAGACUAAAGAACACAAGCACCUCCUAAAAACUGCCCAGCUGGAGUUGAAGAAAAGCAAGCGGAAAGAUUACUACAAAGUGCUUGGGGUGGACAAAAACGCCACAGAGGAGGAGAUCAAGAAAGCUUACCGCAAACGGGCGCUUUUACAUCACCCAGACCGUCACAGCGGAGCUAGUCCUGAGGUACAGAAGGAAGAGGAGAAGAAGUUCAAGGAGGUGGGCGAGGCUUUCAGCGUGCUUUCAGACGCAAAGAAGAAGUCUCGUUACGACAGCGGUCAGGAUCUGGAGGACGACGGCAUGAACAUGGGAGAUUUUGAUGCCAACAACAUUUUCAAGGCAUUCUUUGGAGGCCCAGGAGGUUUUAGUUUUGAAGCAUCUGGACCAGGAAAUUUCUUCUUCCAGUUUGGUUAACUGGAGGAUUCUUCUACCUAAACAGUUACUACAUCAGGACUUUUCAACAAUGUCAACCCCCUGACCCACCACCCAUAUUUAAUGACUGACUGAUUGCAAGUCAGGUUCUUGUCUAUGCCAUUGACUGAAUGAAUGCAACCCAAAAAACAUGCAACAAACGAUUUAAAGCUGGUAAAGCAAGGACACCAAGUCGUCUCAGAAUGAGUUGAUAGUGUUACUGGUUUUGGAUUUGGUUUUCUUCUUCUCAAGAAUGAAACAAACUUUAGAGUCAGUAAUGGCUAGCAACCCUUUGUCCAAAUAUUUUCUCAAUUUUUGAGAUAGGAGAGAUUGUGCAGCUAUUGUAUCAGAGCUUUUAGGGAUCCAUGCUGGAAGUGACAUCCUGGGGAAACUCUAGAGAUGCAGCUGAGCAUUGAGCAAGCUAUUAUCCGGCUCCUCUCAACUUACUGCUGAGCAGGUAUUCUCUGCAUGAAAGUUAACAACUUGCUUAAUGAUUUCUGAAGAAAAUCACUAAGCAAGCAGCACCUCCCCCCCCUUUUGAAGAAUCUGUCAGACAGACAGUUGGCUGCUACGAAUUCGCACUGAAAACUGCCUCCUUGUCAUAAGCCAAUAGAAGCACUUGAGCAUUUUUUUAAAUUUCACAACAGCUGGAGCGUAGACCUACACGUACAGUACAGUUGAAGCACACUAGAAAGAUGGCAGUGGAGACAGCUGUGCUGGCUUUGUUGCCAGCAAAGUCCUCUUCCCUCUUGUUGUCACAAGUUUUAUGUUUGAUGUUGCCAUUCACAGAUUGCUGCAUUGUACAUUUUACUGGAAUGUAAAGUGUUGAUUUGUGAUGAUAGUUGAUUAUUUUUUCCAUUUUUUUUUUAUUUUGAUAUGUAUAUUUAUUGUAAAUUUGCUGUCUGAUAGAACCACCGGUGUAAGAUGAGGACACUUUUCUCUUACGUAAAAGUUUAAAAGGGGCACAGAUUAUGAGCAACCCUUUUGACACAAAUUCAGGAAGUUAAUUGUUUUGCUUGGUCUGCAUGAAAUUUUUGCGCAGAAAUAGAUUAUGCUCUGUGUGUUUUUUGACUGUGAUGCAAGCUGUCUAAUUUUACUCAAUGCAACAGAUAGGAAUAAAAAUAGAACAAACAUGACAUGUUAUAGGUGUUUGCCAUUGUCUAAGAAAGUGAGGCACUGUGUGAUGAUGGAAAACUGGUAGUGUUCAGUUACUUCCUGAUGAGUGUGUGGCUCUCUUUGUGCAACUUCAUGAAGAAAAAGAAAAGCGUCCUCAUCUUUGCUCUAAUUGUUUUUGCCCUUAUGGUGAAACCAUCCUCUCUUUAUCCUUGAAAAGUACCAGCCAUGUCAAUAAAGUUGGCCUCCUCUGGGUUUCCCCUAAA
Dicentrarchus labrax (European seabass) is the source of this 2902-nucleotide messenger RNA. It is a transcript of the gene dnajc7, whose product is annotated as DnaJ (Hsp40) homolog, subfamily C, member 7. NCBI's taxonomy places the organism in Eukaryota, Metazoa, Chordata, Actinopteri, Moronidae. The record is from RefSeq and is a predicted model, not a curated record. Gene Ontology annotation, molecular function: protein binding. Bases 45 to 1526 code for a protein of 493 amino acids. The transcript has 14 exons.